Molecule: messenger RNA, 2856 nt
Organism: Antrostomus carolinensis (chuck-will's-widow)
Lineage: Eukaryota; Metazoa; Chordata; Aves; Caprimulgiformes; Caprimulgidae
Gene: ERCC5
Product: ERCC excision repair 5, endonuclease
Exons: 10
Biological process (GO): nucleotide-excision repair
Cellular component (GO): nucleus
Molecular function (GO): DNA endonuclease activity; single-stranded DNA binding
Source: RefSeq, a predicted model, not a curated record
GAAGAGUUAUAUGCAAAUCCUCAUUCUGUAGAUAUUGAAUCAGAAGAUUUCAACAAGCUGCCUCCAGAGAUAAAACAUGAGAUCUUGACUGAUGUGAAAGAAUUCACAAAGCGAAAAAGAACAUUAUUUGAAGCAAUGCCAGAGGAGGCCAAUGACUUUUCCCAGUACCAGCUUAGGGGUUUGCUUAAGAAAAGCAACCUCAAUCGGUGCAUAGAAAACGUACAAAAAGAAUUGAGUCAACAGCACUCGGGUGAAAUCCAAACACAAUAUGAAAAUGAAGGUGGUUUUGUGAAAGAAGUGGAAUCUAGGAGGGUAGUCUCUGAAGAUACUUCUCACUAUAUCCUGAUAAAGGGUAUUCAAGCAAAAGAAGCUACAAGUAGAGACUUGGAAACUACUGCAGGACCCUCAUCAAAAAUACUUGAAUUUACUAAAUCGAAUAAAAUCAAUGAAUCUCCUGCUAAUGCAAAGCUAGUUGCAUCUGACAAGUUGCAGACAGAGAAAGAUAACAAUGUGGUGACAGCACCACCCUCUCCUCGGACUUUGCUUGCUAUCCAGGCAGCUAUGGUAGAAAGCAACUCAGAAGAAGAACUGGGGGAUGAAGAUACAGGACGACUGAACAUGAACCAGUCUGUAGCAGAGGAAGGCAGUGUGUCUCCAAGAACGCUACAGGCAAUUCAGCAAGCUCUGAGUGAUGAUAAUAAAAGUGAGGAAGCUGCUACUGUUAGAACCGAUGGAGUGCUACCAGAAAGAUCAGCAGUGAAGGAUUUUCUGCUUAGUAGCUCAGAUGAGGAAGAUCAGAUUCCUGAAGUUAGUGAGGGAAAAAAAAUACCUACAUUGACAAUUAAGUCAUCAAAACAAUUGAUUAUGCAAGACACUGAAUUUGAACAAAAGAACCAGGAAUUGGAAAAAAAUCAUAUUACACCCAAGGACACCAGUAUAUCCAGAGCUGAAAACUAUUCUUGUAUUGACAAUAAUAGAAAAGGCAAAGAAGAUCUAGGCAAAGAAGAAACUGGUUCCAAAAUGGACUUAAAUUCUUUGGGAGAUAAGGAUUUAAACUCGUGCACACAGAAGCCAAGCUGUUCCCCCAUGCAAAGUAGCAUAGGGGCUUUGAUUCAUGCUGAAACAACAGACCUUUCUAAAAAUGAGGAAAACUUGAAAAUUUCUGAAAAUACAGAGGAAGUAAUUUUGCAAACAGAAGAGAAUGUGUCUGAGGGACAAAAGGAUAUUAGACUUUUUCCAGAAACAGAAGGUCCUGAGGAGGAAAGAGAAGGGAUAUCACAGUCUGAAGACAGUGAUUCUGAUGGAAGCUUUAUCGAAGUGGAUACUGAAAUCAGUAAUGAUGCUGAGUUUUCUACAAAAUAUGAUGAAAGGCUGGGUGAUGAAACAGCACUUCCAGAAGUGGAGGUGGACAGACAUGAUACUGUCACACAGGACUUGCUGAAGGAGUCUGAUGAAUUGCAGUUGGCAAACAAUCAGAAUGUUGAAAGAGAAGAUGAUGGUAAAGACGCAGAGAAUGAGUGGCAAGACAUCAGUUUGGAAGAACUGGAAGAAUUAGAAAAGGACCUUUCUGCUGAGCAGAAUGUGCUUCAGGCUCAAAAACAGCAGCAGGAACGCAUUGCUGCUUCUGUAACAGGACAGAUGUUCUUUGAAAGCCAGGAGCUUCUCCGUCUGUUUGGCAUUCCGUAUAUCGAAGCUCCGAUGGAGGCGGAGGCACAGUGUGCCCUGUUGGACCUCACUGAUCAGACUUCUGGGACAAUCACUGACGACAGCGAUGUUUGGUUGUUUGGCGCACGACAUGUUUAUAAAAAUUUCUUCAGUCAAAACAAAUAUGUGGAAUAUUAUCAGUGUGUUGAUUUUCAGAACCAGCUAGGGUUGGAUCGAAACAAGCUAAUUAAUUUGGCAUACUUGCUUGGCAGUGACUACACUGAGGGCAUCCCAAAUGUUGGCUUUGUAACAGCGAUGGAGAUUUUGAAUGAAUUUCCUGGGCAUGGAUUGGAACCUCUCUUAAAAUUUGCUGAGUGGUGGAAUGAGGCUCAGAAGAAUAAGAAAUUGAGACCUAACCCACACGAUACCAAGGUCAAGAAGAAGCUCCGGGAGCUGCAGCUUUCUGCAGGUUUCCCAAAUCCAGCAGUGGCAGAAGCAUACCUGAAGCCUGUGGUGGAUGAGACAAGGGGUUCGUUCACCUGGGGGAAGCCUGAUGUAGAGCAGAUCAGAGAAUUCUGUCAGAAUCACUUUGGCUGGUCUAGGACAAAGAUAGAUGAAAUUCUUUUGCCUGUGAUAAAACAGCUGAACUUGCAGCAGACUCAGCUUCGAAUUGAUUCAUUCUUCAGACUUGCACAGCAUGAAAAACUAGCUAUUAAAAGUCAGAGACUGCGCAGAGCUGUGGCUUCUCUGAAGAGAAAGGAAAAAGAAGCAGCUGAUGAAAUUCAGGAGGCAGCUGGUGUUAUGGAGAGGGAAUGUAAACAGCAUGAGGAAGGGAAAGGGGAAGGUACUGCAGGCUGUGGAAAUCAUCAUGCUAUGGCAACAAAAACCCAAGGUGGAAAGAGAAGAAAACAUUCAGAUUCCAGAAAAGAACAUUUAUAUGGAGGUGGUUUUAUUGGGAAUUUGCAUCUUUCAGAAACUUCUAGUGACUCCUCAGUAGAAGAAUUGGAAAGCAGAGAUUUAGGCAGGAGCAAAAAGAGGAAAAAUGUCUCUGCACUGGAGACAGCAGACCAUAAAGAGAGAAAGGGGUGCAGUAGCUCAAGUGGUGAGGAUGAAGAACUGGAAGGUGUAGUCAUGGUGACUGCCAAACCUGUGUUUGAGGGCAGAAAAAGGAAAUCACAGAAUAAGAAAGGAAUAAAAAAGAAAAAGUCUUAA